UUAGAAAUAGUAAUCCAAGAUGGCUUCCUUGUGACCACUAUUGAAGGAUUUUAAUGGGUUUUUCAUGUUUACAUGUGGUUGAUUCGCUCCAGAUUUCAUAAUGGGAGGAAAAGAUAAACAAAGAACUAAAGGAAACGCGAAGCCAUCCAGCAGUGGUCGUGCAGCAGCUUUGAUCUCGAAAGAUGGAACUGUGGGUUUUGUUGGGUUUGGAGGACUGCAGGGUAGUCCAGGUGCAAGUAACCUUGGUUAUGUUCCAAUGAGUGCUGGUGUAAGCGAGGAUGUUGAUGCAUCUGUCGAUGGAGAAUUUAGGAUGGUGAUGAGAAAAUUGAUGAAACGAGACUCAGUUACAAAACUGAAGGCUGUACAAGAAUUCACUGAGUUAUGCAAGAAUUUGACUGUUGAGGCUGUGGAAAGUGCUUUGCCAUUCUGGCCAAGACUGUUUAACAAAUUGGCUUUGGAUGUUGAUCAUAAAGUGCGAGAAGCAACUCAACAAGCCAUGGAGCAACUGGUUCUCAGAGUUGGUCGUAACCUUGCUCCUCAUUUGCGUUAUAUUAUUGGUCCUUGGCUGUGUACACAGUUUGAUACCUAUGCAGUCGUUGCAUCAUCGGCAAGGAAGUCAUUCCAUGCAGCAUUCUCAGAGGAAAAACAAACUGAUGUCAUCAUGUUUUGUAGAAAGGAGUUAUUUGAGUUCUUUCAAGACAAUAUAUUAACUCAGACUUCUUCCACCCUCUCUGACCCAAAAUUUGUUUCUGAAGAAGAAAGAGAGGCAAAAUAUAACAGAGUGCUCUCAUCCUCCAUCUUGGGGCUUGGACAUCUGAUGAAUGUUACAUCACAGAGGGACACUACAGAUAUGGUGGACCUUUAUCUUAAUGUUCUGCGGCAAAACAAGUUUUGGAAGUAUGCCAGGCACAAGUCCCCACAUGUCCGAGCUGCUGUAUUUUCCACUGUCAGCAUUGCCUGUGAGGUGCACCCUUCUAUGAUGAUAUCCAUCAGCUCCCAGGUCUCUCCAGCUGUUUUAUCGGCACUGGAUGAUUCUGAUCCUGUAGUCUGUCAACAACUGUGGAAUGCUGUUUUAUCUUUGCUCACGAAUAUCACAGACUGCUGGAUCCAAGUGAAAGCCCGCAAAGCUGUUUUGCCUAAGCUCUGGUCUGUCUUGAAAAAUGGUGGCAAUGGUUGUGCUACCAUGAUCUUUCCUAAUUUACUUCCAUUCUUGAGCAAACUACCUUCAGAGGUUAUUGGUAGUGGAGUGGGCUUCUAUCGGGAAUUCUUUACAAAUAUUCAAGAAGGCCUGACAAAAGAGCGUGUGCAAAAUAGCCCCAGUGAGUGUUCAGCAAUAAUUGCAGCAUUCAUGGAGUGUCUGAAAUUUUGUCUUUUACAUGAAUUUGAAGAUGGAUCAAACUUGGACAUCCAUCAAUAUUUGAUCAAAGAGCAGCUGUUGUCUUUGUUGAAAGAAUCAUUGGAAAAGCAUUACAAACUGAUGUAUGACAGUCUUUAUCCUCAUGUGGCUGAUCUGCUUUCAUAUCUGUCUGUCAAAGUGGAAAGUGAUUCCAAAACAGGAAGGAACGAAGAGGAGGAGAAAUCACUGCAAAAAUUCUGCCACAUGUUGAGAUGGUUUUGGGAGGGUUUCAGUUCAAUCUGCUUAGAAAAUCUCAAGUCUGGCUCUGGAAAAGUGGCAGUUGAAGACGUAGUUAAUUCUGUGUGUCACUGUUUGGUCACUCUGAAAUUUCCCACCAAGAAGAAGAAGAAGAAAAAACAGCACAGAGUGGCAUUUAUGGAACUAUCAUCAUCUGAACAAGUUGAUUCAGCUGAGACUGAUCAAUGUUCGUCAAUUCAAAGUGAUUUUAUAGCAACAUCUGUCAAUGUGGAGAAACUCUACAAAGGCUGUCUUUUAGAUUUGGUUUGCAACAUCUGUACACUGUGUAUGGACGAAAUAGCUCAAAACAAUUCAACAGUGCAUUUGAAACUUCUUUCUUCCCUUAUUCCCCACUUUACAUCAACAAAACUUGUCAAAUUUUUGCUUGAAAACUCCCAAGGACAACCUACAACUCUAUUAACCUUUGAAAAUGACAAUUACUGCAUUUUGUGUGAGAAUUUCCUUCAUCAUACUUUGUUUCCUUGGAUCAAGUCCUCCUUGCCUGGGAAUGAAAAUGACAGUUCUGUUUUCAAGGACAGCAGAUCUGUUGACUACCUCAUCAGUAUUUUAUGUGGCAUCAUAACAGCUUUACCACUUGUGAAGCAAGUGGAAUUCGUGUCAGAAUCCCUUCAGCAAAACAACUCCAUCUUUUUUCUGUACAAAAUUCUCGAAAAGGGACUCCGCGCUGGGGUUCGUGGCGUUGAAAGUUGGCUCCAAAACAAUGAAGGAAAAGAAAAACUUCUUGACCUGUCUAGUAGUUUGAUUCCUCGAGAUGGACGUGCGUCUUGUCUUUCUAAGGAAGAGCGAGUGGUUGUAUGGCGUCUCCUUAAGUUGUGCGUUGUUACAAGUCGAAAGGUUGUCUUGCUGGGAAAUGAACUAGUGGACCAAAUUUGUCAACAUUUUCUCAGGACUCUUAAACAGUCAAAACAGGAAAAUGAGGCAGAAUUGUUGAUGUUGCUUGACAUUUUACAGUUGUUUCUCACCAAUUGCGAAAAUAAUCUGGAUAAGAUUGUGCCUUGUACAGAGGAGCUUCUCCUAGCUAUCUUUCAGCGACAAUUAGAAGACAUGCCGUCUGCGGACACAGUGGUUGCUAGUUCCUCUGCUGGAGAGAAAAAUUCUUAUCUCAUCGGAUGUUCACGACUUGUGCGACGAAAGUGAAAAUGUUCAGUCCACGCUCACAAAUCACCAGAAAGUGAUCGUGUUUUCGUCGACACUGAUUGUUAAGACGCUUUCGAAUUCCGAUGAGACAUCGAGCCGAACGAGUGACGUCAUAACAACGGAAAGUUUAAUCUGCUUGUGGUUGGAGACGAGCUGGGUCCGACAUUGGUGUACGUGUGUCUUGGGAAGUAGUGACGUCACUGAGGAACUUGUUGCGUUUAGAAACAACCGUGACCAAAUUAUGGCUAAUGUUCUCGUGAAUCUAAACCACUCAAGUAGCCGUCUUCUGCAACAAAUAAAGGAGAACCAGUGGAGUGGAUCUCUUAUUUCAGAAGCCCUCAGGCGUUCAAGAAGCGAGGGUUUUUUGUGGUGUCUUGUUUUGGAUGGCGUGUUAAGAGACCUUCGGCAGCUUGGUGUGCCUAGCGAUAUUGCAGUCCUGUUGGCCGAGGUUCAAUCUUUGGCAUCAUUAGAAGAAAAACAAUGCCAGACUUUGAACACUUUAUUAUCUCAUGUGGAUGGGAUAUAUGAGCUAAAAGUCACCCCUGAACAGUUUAUCGCCCUCAUGCUCGAAGAUAGCGAUGAGAAUGGUUUUGCCCGUAUCUUCGCAAUUAUCGAUGGUGCUCUCCACCAGUGGCUUCAACAAACCAAAGGAGUGGAAGAAGCAGUGCUCGAGUAUCAGCUGACGAUAACUGAGACUUUGGACGAGCUGGUAGAGUGGAACAAGACACACGACAACCUUGUACUCGUAAACAGUCCUCUGCACGAUGCAUCCACCAGUGUUCUGACCAUCAACUUGUCGCUCAUCAGGAUUCUUGAAAAGGCUCUGCUGCAUUGUUCUGAUAAGAUCAGUGGCAAGCACUGGGAUUUUAUACUGUGUACCUUGGCUGGCUGGUUGCAGACUUGUGAGGAAAAUCGCCCCAUCCUGACAACGUCGCUGAAAUGUGUGGCCCUAUGCUGCCAAGUGAGUGGGUUGAUCCUUGUUUUAAUCGAAGAAAAAGAUACGGUGACAAAAGAAAAAGGACAAGAGAGCUGCAAGGUCCGCUGUAAGCUCACCCUUUAGUCGUUUAUGUUUUAGUAACCCCACUGGAGAGAAAGAGAGGUUCGCGGGCGCACCGAAACAUGAACGGCUGUAGACUAGGCCUAGGAUCGCAAACGCUUGGCAUUCAAAUCCAGAUCUAAAGUAUUCGCAGGGACCAAUGACAACAAAGGAAAAUACCUCUAAGAACCAAUGAAAACUGAAAGCAAAACAAGAAGAAUGUCUGAAGCGCAUGUAAACGAGAGUACCAUGACGCGACCGGCUUGAUUCUGUGUCCGACUGGUUGAGAGGCUGGUGCGCAGGCUUUUUUAGACCAAUCACAGAGCGAAGGAAAGUAAAGCCAAUCGCAGGUUACUUUCGACAAUCAAUUGAAAAAUGCUCCUUUAAUUUCAUCAAAAUUAUCUUCCUUGA
Stylophora pistillata is the source of this 4238-nucleotide messenger RNA. RefSeq names its product E3 ubiquitin-protein ligase listerin. Gene Ontology annotation, biological process: rescue of stalled cytosolic ribosome; ribosome-associated ubiquitin-dependent protein catabolic process. Gene Ontology annotation, cellular component: RQC complex; cytosol. The record is from RefSeq and is a predicted model, not a curated record. NCBI's taxonomy places the organism in Eukaryota, Metazoa, Cnidaria, Anthozoa, Scleractinia, Pocilloporidae. Gene Ontology annotation, molecular function: zinc ion binding; ribosomal large subunit binding; ubiquitin protein ligase activity.